Molecule: messenger RNA, 864 nt
Organism: Didymosphaeria variabile
Lineage: Eukaryota; Fungi; Ascomycota; Dothideomycetes; Pleosporales; Didymosphaeriaceae
Exons: 4
Coding region: 1-864 (287 amino acids)
Source: RefSeq, a predicted model, not a curated record
AUGUCUAUUGUUGACGAAGCUGCUCAUACCCAGUUUCUCAGGCUGCAAGAGCAGGACCUCAAGGGCAAAGUCGCGUUAAUAACCCGCUCUGACAUCUACCCUAGUGGGGCAACCAAAGGCAUAGGCCGCGCCAUCACCAUCGAACUCGCAACCCGCGGCGCCUCCAUCAUAGGCACCUACUCUUCUCCCGAAUCCGUACACCUUUUCUCCACCCUCUCACAAACUAUCAGCAGCCUCUACUCUUCUAGCUCUGUUACCACACUAGUACCCAAAUUCAUAGGCCUACAAUUCCACAUCGCUCUGCCGGACUCCUCCGGCGCGGUUGCCAACAUCCUAGAAGCCCUCACCACGCAUUUCUCCAGCAAGAUCGACAUCGUGAUCUUCAACGCCGCGGUGAUGACGCUUGCAAAGAUGGGCGAGGGCAGCGUACGAGAGGAUGUCGUGGACUUGGCGUUGGCAGGCAAUGUACGGUUCCCGGUGAUGUUGGUGGAGCAUCUCCUCCGGGAGAAUGUGUUCAGGAAGCAAGGGAGGGUGAUUGCUGUUAGCAGUGAGGGGGUUAGGGCGAGGCGACCCGAUGGCGGUGCAAUUUAUGCGGCUACGAAGGCUGCGCUUGAGUGUCUGAUGAGGAAGUGGGCGGAUGAACUAGGCAAUCGACCUGGGAUGGAAGGCACGACCUUCAAUUCGAUCAGCGUCGGCUUCACUAAGACGGAGGCUUAUCGUAAAAUUUCUCCCGAACUUCGAGACAAGCUUGAAACGUCUGAUGCGGCUGAAGUGGCAGUUGCGAACCGUAUCGGCGAAGUCGAAGACGUCGCGGGAGUGGUUGGUCUGCUUGUCAGUGAGAAAGCGCAGGUGAGUCAAAUGUGA